Molecule: messenger RNA, 987 nt
Organism: Sorex fumeus (smoky shrew)
Lineage: Eukaryota; Metazoa; Chordata; Mammalia; Eulipotyphla; Soricidae
Product: olfactory receptor 14J1-like
Exons: 3
Coding region: 1-987 (328 amino acids)
Biological process (GO): G protein-coupled receptor signaling pathway
Cellular component (GO): membrane
Molecular function (GO): G protein-coupled receptor activity; olfactory receptor activity
Source: RefSeq, a predicted model, not a curated record
AUGAAGCCCCACAGAAUCAGGAUUUUCUACCAAGCCCGAACUAGAAUUAUUCUAUGCUUCUCUGUUCUUGGUCUUAUAUACGUGUUGGCUUUAGCUGGCAACAUCCUCAUCAUCACCACAACUUCCCUGGAUGACAGUCUCCAGUCCCCCAUGUAUUUCUUCCUGAAGCAUCUCUCCUUCCUGGAUCUCUGCUAUAUUUCUGUGACUGUUCCAAGAUUCAUUAUCAACACUUUCCUGCAGAGUGGGAACAUUUCUUUCUGGGAAUGUGUUUUUCAGUGCUUGGUGUUCACCCUCUGUGCUUGUGCUGAGAUGUACAUGCUCACACUGAUGUCCUAUGACCGCUACGUUGCCAUCUGCCAGCCGCUUCGCUACGAAAUCAUUAUGAAUGUAAGAACUUGUGUCCAUGGGGUCGUUGGCAUCUGGGUCAGUGGGACCAUCGCUGGAGUCAUGCAUACAGCAGCUACUUUCUCCAUAAAAUUAUGUGGUCCUCGCAUCGUUCACCAGUUCUUCUGUGAUAUUCCUCAGAUCUUGAAACUCUCCUGUUCUAAUGACUAUAUCUAUGAGGUUGGUGUCACUUUCUUCCUGGCUUUGGUGGGAUUUCUUUGUAUCAUCUUCAUAGGAUUCUCCUACAUGCACAUAUUUUAUUCUGUACUGAGGAUGCCAUCUGCUGAGGGCAGAGCCAAGGCAUUUUCCACUUGCCUCCCCCACCUCACUGUGGUCUUAUUAUUUAUUUCUACAGCUUCCUUUGAGUACUUAAAAUCCCAUUCAGAGACUCCAACUGUGUCAGACAUUUUUCUCACUGUUAUGUAUACAGUAGUUCCACCAACAUUCAAUCCAAUGAUCUAUAGCCUGAGAAAUAAAGCCGUUAAGUCAGCCCCAUUUCUUCCCGCUUUGCGAAGUAGAAUUUUGCGUGAAGGAGAUGCUGGUCUGAUCUCGUUUGGAAUUUUGAGACAACAGGAACAUUUGUCGGGCAAAACCUUUGAUUGA